Molecule: messenger RNA, 903 nt
Organism: Microthlaspi erraticum
Lineage: Eukaryota; Viridiplantae; Streptophyta; Magnoliopsida; Brassicales; Brassicaceae
Source: the annotation of a GenBank genome assembly
AUGCUGAAGAGCGAGGCAUCUCUCUCGAUUUACUGCGAUUCUGGGGAUGUUUUCAAAGCCGAAGAUCAGGUGAUUGGAAUCGAGGAGAAUCUGGAGAGAACGGUUUCGAUUGGCGAUUCGGUUGAAACCGACUUCAGUUUCGCCAAAGACAAGAUCAAGGAAGAGGACGGUGGUGGUGGUGGUGGUGCCCGUGAACGUCAAGAGCAAGGUUUUGAGAUUGAACGACCACCGAGUCCUGCGAUGCAUUUAGCUGCAGGACUAGGGAUUGAUAAGUUCGAUUUGUUUGGUAAGGAGAUCAAAUUCGAUUUACCUGGUUUCGACGAUGAGAAUUGUGAUGACUAUUACAAAACCAUGCUCGACGAGUAUCCAUCGCAUCCUUUGCUUCUCAAAAACUAUGCCAAGUUCUUGGAGUACAAAGGAGAUCUUAGUGGAGCAAAAGAGUAUUAUCAUAAGUGUACAGUAGUUGAGCCUAGUGAUGGAUUAGCCUUAGCAAGCUAUGGCAGAUUAGUGAUGAAGCUUCAUCAGGAUGAAGCUACUGCAUCAAGUUACUUUGAACGCGCUGUUCAAGCAUCUCCUCAGGAUAGCAAUGUUCUUGCAGCAUAUGCUAGUUUCCUCUGGGAGAUUAAUGACGAUGAGGAUGGCGUUGACGAUGAUGACUAUACUGGAGACCGAACUCCGCAAGAAAAAGGAGAAUUUGAGCCUGAGGCAGCGGAAAAACGGAGCUCAAGGUUGUCUGAAACAGAAGAUGGAGAAACGCUAUGUAGAUAUGCGAAAGCGUUUUGGAGUAUCAAUGGUGAUCAUGAGAAGGCCUUGUUCUAUUUCGAGAAGGCCGUUAAAGCCUCUCCAAAUAACAGCAUUAUUCUUGGAGAGUACGCUCGGUUCCUAUGGGAAUUAGAAGAAUGA